CUUCCGUCACUUGUAACGCCCAUCUGCGGCAAAGUCGUGGGAGGGUUUCGGAGCUAUCUUCUCCCUCUUUUGCUCUGUCUCCUUCUCUCGCAUCCCCCCCCUCUCUCUCUCGCAGAUGGAGCUAUCGCUGUCGCACAGCAGGGGAUUUCUGUGGCGCUGUUCCUCCUCCGAGUCAUUGGCAGUUAGAAGUAGACAGCAUGUCAAGUGGCCAUGCUUUCCAGGGUUAUUUUCUCCAACCAAAAGGAUUUCACAACUAAUGCUAGGUCAGAGCUGGCUUCUUUCUAAGCAAAACAACCAGAAGGUUCUCUGUUAUCAGAAAAAAGCUGUUCCUGUGGUGGAGGGCAGGUCUAUUGAAGAAGUGUAUGAUGCUUUAACUGAGCGUCUUCUUUCCUCUGCAACUAAGGUGCUGGAUCUCAAUUCAAAAUAUAUUGUAGGUUUGGCUGGUCCACCCGGUGCAGGCAAGAGCACUCUGGCAUCUGAAGUAGUUUGCCGUAUAAACAAACAUUGGUCCCAAAAAACUUUGAAAAAGGAUUCAGCUGCACAAAAUGAUGAUGUUGGUAUGGUACUUCCAAUGGAUGGAUUCCAUCUUUACCGUUCCCAGCUGGAUGCAAUGGAGAAUCCAGAGGAAGCACAUGCUAGAAGAGGAGCCCCAUGGACAUUCAAUCCAGAUCUGCUCCUAAAAUGUCUGCAUGCUCUAAGGAAUGAGGGAUCAGUUUAUGCCCCAUCAUUUGAUCAUGGUGUUGGUGACCCUGUAGAAGAUGAUGUAUUUGUGAGUUCCCAGCACAAAAUAGUGAUUGUGGAGGGAAAUUACUUGUUACUGAAAGAAGGGGCUUGGAAGGAGGUCUGUUCUAUGUUUGAUGAGAAGUGGUUCCUUGACGUUGACAUUGAUACUGCCAUGCAACGAGUUCUGAAAAGGCAUAUAUACACAGGUCGGUACUCUGAACAAUUUGUCAAGGCUAUGUUUCAUAUUGAAGACCAUAAAUGUCUUAUUCUUCUGAUCACUGUGCCAGGCAAGGAGCCACAUGUUGCGAAGUGGCGGGUGGAGUACAAUGACCAUCCAAAUGCAGAACUCAUAAUGAAAACAAAAACGAACGCAGAUCUUGUAAUCAGGUCGGUGGACUUCUAAAGCUGGACAUAAAUGCCUCAACAAGGGAUGAACUAAAUCAGAAUGGUUCUCUCUGUAUUAAUAAUCAUGAUCAUCAUUUAGACAGGGAGAAGUCAUCUUGUUUAUUUAAUAAAGAAUGUUCCAGUUUCAGGUGCUCUAUUUUCAGUUUUUAACUUCGUAUUCUUCUCUCCCAAGAAUUAUAGAUUCAUGGUUUCAAGAAAACAAUAACUGUAAUCAUGACGAGAUUAAUCAAGCUAUCAUGAUUUGCAAGUCAGGGGAAAACCUAUAAAAAUGCCUUGUUCAUCAAUAAAGAAUGUUUUUUCCUU
This is a messenger RNA of Phoenix dactylifera (date palm), 1431 nucleotides long. The record is from RefSeq and is a predicted model, not a curated record. Lineage: Eukaryota; Viridiplantae; Streptophyta; Magnoliopsida; Arecales; Arecaceae.